ACGAUACGCCCCCGCACGGUGUUCGGGACGAUUUGAAGCGAAAAAGAAAAGAAAAGAAAAAUCCCAUGAAUCCACGAUGAAGGACUGCCUGCAGCGGGCUCCCAAAUUGGUUUCGAGUCUUCGGCGGAUUCCCCAUGCGAGGAUCGACAAUGCAGCCAUGUCUCGCUUGGGCUACGCGUGCGACCAGGGCGUUCAAUCCCGGCCGGCCCUUCUCCCUGUUCCAUGGCAACGUUCCCACCUUCGGCUUCCCGCCAUCCCGACCCCAUUCGAUCAACAUCUUACAUCACAUCCUUGAUUUCGCACGACUCAAUGGACUCUCUAUGAUUCAGGCGCUCUCGUUUCCACAGCGCUUUCUCAAUUGUUUUCUCUUCUGCUGGGCAGGACGGAACGGAGUUAACGGUAAAUUGGACUUGGUCUCACUGACCGUGCUGCAAAAGCAACCAGACGAAUUCCAUAAUUCCCACGAUCUUGAUUCCCCUUUCUCGUAUAUUAUGCCAAACGUCUCCCCCCCGUUCAAUUUCCUGUUUGUUGAAUCGCGUUCUGAGAAGCGAUAUACGACUCCCUUUCUAUACCUCUAUGAAGAAUCGCGUUUCCUCUGCUCCUGUUUCGACUUUUACCACUUUGACUGGGUGGAAGGACGUCGAAGGAUCUUGGCGCAUGAGUCUUAUGGCUAGGAGGUCAAUCAAUAUCUGAUAGUAUUUGGAGGCCACGCUCAACUCUCAUCACACAUGUACCGUUGAUAUAUCGUGUCCCUCCGACGGGCCUCUUGUUUAUAUGUUUGCUGGGCGUCAUAUACUCUAUACGGACUGUCCGCGAGGACUAAGGAACUGGCGCAUCCA
Eremomyces bilateralis CBS 781.70 is the source of this 839-nucleotide messenger RNA. RefSeq lists its product as uncharacterized. Bases 135 to 674 code for a protein of 179 amino acids. Lineage: Eukaryota; Fungi; Ascomycota; Dothideomycetes; Eremomycetales; Eremomycetaceae. The record is from RefSeq and is a predicted model, not a curated record. The transcript has a single exon.